CCCGAACCAUCCCCCGACACUUUCUCUAAAUAGGCAAAAGUCACUCUCCUUUCUACGGUGUCUCUGUCUCAAAAUUAAGGCUGCGAUUAAUAUUAGGGACCUUAAUAUUAGCAAUUUAAUUUGUUCCUCAAACUCCCUCCACUUGUCACAAAUCUUUACUAAGAAAGAUCACCCUCCCUUCUCUUAGGGUGGUGGGGAGGGGGGAGGGGGUAAUGGUGUUGUGAAAAGUUUCAAGAAUGAUAAGAUAGAAUUUAUGAUUUGGGAUAAAGGGGUCUUUAAUAGAAUCUUUUCUUGAAUUUUUGGACAAACAUGGAUGACAAUUAAUUACUAGUAACAAACACACAUUUGUUGAGGUUGUUUUCUUAUUUGACUUUAUACAUGGCUCUAGUAAUGCAGUUUCGGUCCACAUUGGUAUUCUUACGUUGGAUUUUGUCCUCUAUUCAAUUGCUCUUCUUAUAAUCUUCCCUUCGACUCUCUGUUUCGUUUCGGCUGAUGAUAGACUCUUAACAUAUUUUAGAAGGAGAAAGCUGUAAGUUUUCGCGUUUGUGUAGAGCAAUUGUCUUUGCUUUUGUGUUUCAUAGCGUCGCACCAACUUGCAUGCAACUGGACUAUUUUAUCGGGGCAUGGUUGUAAUUUAGAGAACAUCUUGUGCGGUGCUUAUAAUCAUACAUACCUCAGAAAACAAAGCUGUAGUUUCUGCACAGAAGAAUCUCUCUUCCUCAGUUUCUGUUCAAGACUUCACGUUGUUUGAGAUGGAAAAUGAGAAACAUAAUGAUUCUUCUCCUAGAGGAAUUAUUGAAGCGUGCAUCAGAAACCAGGAGAAUGACUCCGAUUCUCCUAAAGCUAAACCCUCAGGGUCUCACUUCUGCUUGUCAAAUCCACGGAUGCCCUCUCGAUGGCACAAGUUCUUCAAAAUGUGGAAGAGGAGCUCCAUCAAGAGACUACCUACCUUUCCACCUUUAGCCGUUCCGAGGAUAUCGAGAAGGAAAAGCAGAAGUGUGAGGGAGAAUGUAGCAACAGGUUUCUGUCACUUCAAAUCCUCCUGGAAGAACUUCAGCCUAUCUGACCUGAACAAUGCUACCAAUAAUUUCAGCGAAGAAAACUUGAUUGGCAAAGGAGGGUAUGCUGAAGUUUAUAAGGGUUGUUUGCCUGAUGGUCAGCUUGUCGCGGUUAAGCGCCUCAAUAAAGGUACAGCAGAGGAGCAGGAAACAAGCUUCCUAUGUGAGAUUGGUACUAUAGCACAUGUAGACCAUCCUAAUACCGCAAAGAUGGUUGGUUAUGGAGUGGAAGGAGGGACAUACCUUGUUCUUGAGUUAUCUUCUCAAGGGAGCUUAGGAUCGUUUCUUCGCGGCUCAAGGGAUAAACUAGAUUGGGCUGCUAGGUACAAAAUAAUUUUUGGUAUAGCAAAUGGCCUACUUUACCUUCACGAGAAUUGCCAAAGGCGGAUUAUACACAGAGAUAUUAAAGCUGAUAAUAUUCUACUUACGGAGGAUUUUGUGCCUCAGAUCUGUGACUUUGGCCUCGCAAAGUGGCUUCCCAAAGAGUGGACACAUCAUAAUGUGGGCAAGUUUGAAGGCACAUUUGGUUAUUUUGCUCCCGAGUAUUUUAUGCAUGGCAUUGUGGAUGAGAAAACCGAUGUAUUUUCUUUUGGUGUGCUGCUAUUGGAGAUAAUAACUGGAAGACAAGCAUUAGAUGAUUCACAGCAGAGCCUUGUGCUUUGGGCAAAGCCUCUGCUCGAUAAGCAUGACGUGAAAGGACUAAUUGAUCCUGUUCUUGGUGAUAAGUUCAAUCCAGAAGAGAUGCAGCAUGUGAUUCUAACAGCUGGCUUAUGUGUAGAACAGAACCCACUUAUGCGGCCUCGAAUGAAUCAGGUUAUGGUCCUGCUGAGAACUGAUGGCGGCUACAAUAAGAAAUGCUUGCGAAGGACAUAUUCAGAAGAACUCAUGGAUGCAGCCGAGUACAACUCGACAAAAUGCUUGCAUGAUCUUAAACAGCUUAAGCUAAGAAAUUCAGUUUCUGAAGACAACAUAAAGACACCUUAGCAGCUUAGCUAGAAUUGGUAAUCAUUUUGUUGCAUAGUUUAGUCACAGCUUAAAGGAAAAUUAAGUUUUUUGGGUGUGUUUUUUUCACCCUCAUAUGUACUUUCAGAUAAUCUUCCCUGUUUUGCAUGGAAUUUGAGAAAGAGGUAGAAAGGCCCUCACUCAUUCAAAUGUCAUGGGAAACACAGUGCACUGUGUAAACCCUCAGUCCAUGUAUAUAUUAGACAUAUGGAAACUAUGUUUGUAAGUUAAAUGGUUCAAAGUGCAUUUUUUUUAUUUAAACGAUAGUGUUUGGGC
This is a messenger RNA of Nicotiana tabacum (common tobacco), 2336 nucleotides long. Its product is annotated as receptor-like cytosolic serine/threonine-protein kinase RBK2. The record is from RefSeq and is a predicted model, not a curated record. Gene Ontology annotation, biological process: protein phosphorylation. NCBI's taxonomy places the organism in Eukaryota, Viridiplantae, Streptophyta, Magnoliopsida, Solanales, Solanaceae. Gene Ontology annotation, molecular function: ATP binding; protein kinase activity.